UUGUUUGCUAGCCUUGGUUCGAAAUAAAUUCCAGCUUCGAGGCACUGCAUAUGCAUUCGCAUUUCACCUCCUGCAUUGCCUCUCAGCCAGCCAUCCAGUGUCUCUACAAGAUGAAGGCCGUCUUUGUGGCAUUGGUGAUUUCAUGUCUUGUGGUUUGCAUUCUCGGGGAUGAUGGAGCUGUUGAGUUUGUUGUUCGUCAAGCAAACCAAGCACAAGAUCGAUGCAGGUGCUGGCUCCGUGGUGCGCCGCCAUGCCCAGGACCGCCCCCACCAGGACCGCCCCCACCAGGAUGCACAGAAAGUCCCAGUUCAAGCCCAACACCAAGCCCAUCUCCAAAGACCAGCCCCGCUACAAGUCCAACUCCUCCAAAGACCAGCCCCGCUGCAAGCCCAUCUCCUCCAAAGACCAGCCCCGCUCCAAGUCCAACUCCUCCAAAGACCAGCCCCGCUCCAAGUCCAACUCCUCCAAAGACCAGCCCCGCUGCAAGCCCAUCUCCUCCAAAGACCAGCCCCGCUCCAAGUCCAACUCCUCCAAAGACCAGCCCCGCUCCAAGCCCAACUCCGAAGGCCACUCCCAAGGCAUCAGGAGGGAAAGAUCAUCACGCUGCGACUCCAUAAGCACACGGCAUGACUCCACGGAAUAAGCCAGUGCGUCUCAGGGGAACUCUCAUGACUUUAAAGAGCUUUGUAUUGUAUUGUGUUGUUCUUGUAUCAAAUAACGGCAUUUCCUUGUGACGAAAUCAUACAAAGAACGUUAGCGCAUCAAAUUGAUUUUUCAUUGUUUGAUUUAUUUUAAUUUGUAUCUCUUUGCCAGUCCUAGAUUUGGUGUUUCACAUGCGCUUUUCUUGGGUCUUGGGCCUUGGCUAGCAGCAGAAGUUCCUCACCUUGUUGAAACUGGGAUGAUUUCUCAUAAGGAUAAUGUAUCUAAUUAACAUUUUCGAAAUCA
This is a messenger RNA of Selaginella moellendorffii, 945 nucleotides long. Its product is annotated as alpha carbonic anhydrase 8-like. The record is from RefSeq and is a predicted model, not a curated record. NCBI's taxonomy places the organism in Eukaryota, Viridiplantae, Streptophyta, Lycopodiopsida, Selaginellales, Selaginellaceae. The transcript has 7 exons. The coding region runs from base 51 to 617 and encodes 188 amino acids.